This is a messenger RNA of Fundulus heteroclitus (mummichog), 2769 nucleotides long. It is a transcript of the gene faf1, whose product is annotated as Fas (TNFRSF6) associated factor 1. The record is from RefSeq and is a predicted model, not a curated record. Gene Ontology annotation, cellular component: nucleus; endoplasmic reticulum. The transcript has 19 exons. Gene Ontology annotation, molecular function: NF-kappaB binding; ubiquitin binding. Bases 244 to 2268 code for a protein of 674 amino acids. NCBI's taxonomy places the organism in Eukaryota, Metazoa, Chordata, Actinopteri, Cyprinodontiformes, Fundulidae.
ACACUUUACGUUAGCGGUAAAUGGCAAUGGGCUAGCUGACAAUAAUGGUUUGAGGUAACCGGGCACUCUGAGCGUAACUUUACAAAACUUUGUCUGUUUUGAGGCUGUUAACUCCGCGUUCACUUUAAUACCUAGAAUUAGCUAACACUACCCACCCAGCCGCCCCUAAGCACCCGGUGGUAUCCGCACUCAGCGUCCCUCUGUGAGCCAGUGCGGAGGUAUUGCUUUUAGCCAGUCAUUGCUAUGGCCUCCGAGAGCGGCGACAGCAACAUGGAUCGAGAAAUGAUCCUGGCCGACUUUCAGGCUUGCACAGGAAUUGACAACAUCGCGGAGGCAAUCACUCUGUUAGAGCUCAAUAACUGGGAUCUGGUGGCGGCCAUCAAUGGAGUGAUACCACAGGAGAAUGGGAUCUUACAAGGUGACUUCACCAGCGAGGCGAGCCAGGCCACCAUGUACGGACCCCCCAGCCACGCAGAAGCAGCCGAGGCGGCAGCAAGAAGCGCCGGUCCACCCCCUUCCUCCUCAUCUUCCUCCUCCUCUCCUCCGUCCUCCUCCACCUCGGCGUUCUGCCCCAUCAGCCCUUCCACCCGACACAUUGUAGAGCGCCAGCCGCGCAUGAUACAUUUCAGAGUGGAGUACAGGCAAAGAUCAGUGGAGCUCGUGCUCGAGGAGAGCAGCAAAGUUGGAGAAAUUAAGGCAAUCCUUCAGACAGAACUUGGCAUUCCAGUAUCCAAAAUGCAUCUGAAGGGAUGGAAGAGUGGAGAUGUGUCGGACAGUACGGUGCUGAGAAGUUUACACCUUCCAAAGAACAACAGCCUGUACGUCCUGACGCCAGACAUCGCCCCUACUGCCAGCACCAGCAAAAACAGUGCCCUUCAAGAUUCGCUAAAUCAGAACUUCCUGCUGGUCAUUAGCCACCGCGAGGCUCAGAGGGACUACAGCCUCAAUUUUCCCGGCUCCAAAACUAUACAAGAGGUCAAGAGGAACAUUUCAGACUUGACCAACAUCCCAGUCCGGCAUCAACAGUGGGAGGGAUGGCCUGCCUCAGCGUCCGAUGAUUCUAUGACAUUAGCUCUCUCUGGGAUCAGCUAUCCAUGCCACCACCUCAGUGUUUGUCGAAGGUCUUCACCAGCCAAUGCCCAGGAACCCACAGAAGAGUGCACAGAUGUCCAUAUGAUCAGCGACAGCGAGGGGGACGAUUUUGAAGAUGCAUCAGAGUUUGGGGUGGACGAUUCAGAGAUGUUUGGCAUGAGCUCAACAACCUGUCGGAAAUCACCCAUGAUGCCAGAAAACAGCGAGAACGAAGCGGAUGCCUUACUUUACUUUACUGCCGAAUUUUCUUCAAGAUAUGGAGAAACCCACCCAAUGUUCUAUGUCGGCUCUUUGGAGGCAGCGUCUCAGGAGGCCUUCUACGGCAAGGCCAGAGAUAGAAAGCUUUUGGCCAUCUACCUCCACAAUGAUGACAGCGUCCUUAGCAACGUCUUUUGUUCCCAAAUGAUGUGUGCCGACUCUAUUGUCUCCUACCUGAGCCAGAAUUUCAUCACAUGGGCCUGGGAUGUCACUAAAGAAGCUAACAAAGCCAGACUUCUCACCAUGUGUACGAGGCAUUUUGGCAGCGUGGUAACGCAGACUAUACGGACAUAUAAGACAGACCAGUUCCCCCUGCUCCUAAUAGUUAUGGGCAAACGCACAUCCAACGAAGUUCUAAAUGUUAUUCAAGGCAAUACAACAGUGGAUGAGUUGAUGAUGAGGUUAAUGGGAGCGAUGGAGAUUUUCACAGCACAACAGCAAGAGGACAUCAAAGAUGAGGACGAGCGCGAGGCCAGGGAGACGGUGAAGAGAGAACAGGAUGAAGCCUAUCGCUUGUCCUUAGAGGCUGACAGAAAGAAGAGGGAAGCCCAGGAAAGAGAAGAAGCUGAACAGGUUCGUCUGCAACAGAUGAAGAAGGAGCAGGAGGAAGAGAAGGAGGCAAUUCGUUUGUCGUUGGAGCAGGCUUUACCGCCUGAGCCCGGUGAGGAGUCGGGAGAACAAAUCAGCAAACUGAGAAUCCGCACGCCGAGUGGCGAGUUUCUGGAGAGGCGUUUCCUGGGCAGCUGCAAGCUCCAGGUCCUCUUUGACUUUGUGGCCUCCAAAGGAUUCCCCUUUGAAGAAUUUAAGAUCCUCACCACCUUCCCUCGUAGAAAUAUCACCCAGUUGGAUCCAGGGUCAACUCUGCUGGAGGCCAAGUUGUUUCCUCAGGAGACGCUCUUCCUGGAGGCUAAAGAAUAGGAACUGACCCUCUGAAAGCUGGGAACCCACUCACUGACUGAUGAACCGGCUGGAUGCACACUAGUCACAGAGCGUGCCCCCCCCCCCCCCCCCCCCCCUCUUCACAAUCUGGGCCGACCAUACAAACACACAUAUGCUACCAUCUCUGACGAGCAUACACUGGCAUGCACACCCAAUUACACACACGCACACAUACGCACACACAUGCACGCACAUACACGUGUUCAAAUAAGCUUUUCUGCCCAAGGCCUGUUUUGUGGUACAUGAAGGUCUGGUGUUGCACAGAGAAGAAAGGACAAUAUCACAAGCACACAGCCAAAUUUUCACCUUUCCAAAUCUCUGUCCAUUUUCCUCAACUGUUCACACACUUGACAACUUCACAUCUCCAAACUGCUGUGUCAUGGUUCUCUCUCACAACACAAAGAACAAUAAUGGUGUUGAGAGCCUGAGUAGACAAAUCUUUGUCAAGGAAAAAGAGAAUAAAUAAAAAUUAAGGACUUC